This is a messenger RNA of Anopheles marshallii, 2853 nucleotides long. RefSeq lists its product as uncharacterized. Gene Ontology annotation, biological process: positive regulation of transcription by RNA polymerase II; cell fate commitment; negative regulation of transcription by RNA polymerase II. Gene Ontology annotation, cellular component: nucleus. Gene Ontology annotation, molecular function: DNA-binding transcription factor activity, RNA polymerase II-specific; zinc ion binding; RNA polymerase II cis-regulatory region sequence-specific DNA binding. The transcript has 8 exons. The coding region runs from base 1 to 2853 and encodes 950 amino acids. The record is from RefSeq and is a predicted model, not a curated record. Lineage: Eukaryota; Metazoa; Arthropoda; Insecta; Diptera; Culicidae.
AUGUCGAAUGUACCGGCCAAGUUUUACACCCUGUGCCGACUGUGCCUGACAAAGGUUCGGGACUGUGAUCUUCCUGAGGCGACGGUAAAUUUUCGCCAUUCGCCAAAUGUCCAGCAGGAGCAGCAGCAACAGGAACCGAUCGCGGACCAUGAUCACGAGCUGAUGGAACAGCAGCAGCUCCCGAUCGUGGAGUGUAACGUGGAAAUUGUCUGCACAGAGGACGAUGAGGUUGGCGUUCGCAAUCAGACAGAUGCCAUCGUCUCACCGGAAGCGGAUGGUGAUGGCGGUGGUGGCGAUGGUGGCGGCGGCGGCGGCGGCGGUGAUGGUAGUACUGACGAUGGUAACGGUGUUGAUGCAUCGCACAACGAUGAGCGUAGAAAGGACGGCGAAGCAAGUGCCCUUCCGGUGGUCGUUACAGCGAAUGGAAGCGCUGCUGACGGGAAUCACAUUAGCAGCAGCAGCAGCAUCAGUGGAAAUGGUGAAGAAGAUGAGGACUACGAGGAUGAUGAUGUAUUCAGUGCCGGCAACAUGUAUCCUGAUCUUCCGAAGCGGAUAUGGACGUGUCUUUCAAUUAAGAUUACACCAGAGGAUGGUUUGCCAACGGUUGUGUGUAGUUCCUGUCGUGAUCAGCUAGAAUCCUGCCAUCGGUUCCGUCGGGUGGCUCACAGGACGCAGAAAUCACUGCAGAGCUACCUCAGCUAUACCGCAGCGCUCGCUGGUAGUGAAGAGGAAAUACUCGCCGAAUCUUCCGUGAAGUUGGAAAAUUUGAUUGCUUCGUCGCCCGCGACGCUUGCGCUGAAAGCGUCGGCCGAACAGGACGCGAUCGCUGCCCUGCAGGCGUUGCGCAACAAUAACAAUCAUACAAAAUCAGUUACCUCAGUACUUAGUAAAACGCAUCUACAAAACCUGGAAGCAAACGCCGUAUCUGUGAUCCCCAUCGAGAGUAUGAAACUUACUUCCACCGGCGUACUACAUCAGCCGACAUCGACGACUACCAUCAUCCAUCAGCAAGAGGAGCCGCAGCAGCAAUCGCUGCAACUAUUUCAGCAGCAGCAGCAGCAGCAAACCAAUCAACCAAAGCAGCCGCUUAUACAGGUGCGCAACCUGACGCAGCUGCAGAAGGAGCAUCUCGAGACGGCCGAGGUGUUGAUGGACAUCAGCAAGAAGGCCAUCAUCUCGCCGCCUAGCUCGAACCCCCAAUCGCCUAGUUUGCUCGCGGAGCAGAAGCAGCAGCAGCAGCAUUCGCUACAGUAUCAAAUUAACAUUAACAAUCAGCAUACACAGCAACCGCAAAGUAUUAAAUCUUCUGUGAUAAAGCCACACGAAUACCUUUUGAACAAUCUAAAGCGUACCCCUAGCAGCGAAGAGAUGGAUCUUACGAUGAAGCGAUUGAAGGUGGAACCGAACCUGGUCCUUUCGCCUGCGGUACCGGCCACCACGCUAGUGAAGAAGAACUUCAUCAAGCGGGAGAACAUCAUUGAGCAACUGGCGGCAACCGUGGCCGAUGAUCAGGCGAGCCAACACAGUGACAGUGUGGACAGCAGUGACUCGGGUCGGUUACAGAUGGACAUAUCCUCGCAGGAUGCACACUCCGAGUGUACCACCGACGAGCUUAAGUUGCGCAACAGUCUUCACCUCAACAACAACAACAAUCACCUGCAUCAGCACCAGCAACAGAUGGAUCAGCUUGGGCGCGAAACCCCGGACAGUAUGAAUUCCAUCGAAGAGCAGCAGCAGCAUCACCACCAGGCAGUAGCAGCAGCUGCGCUAGUAUCCGCUGUUCACCAGAUCCCCUUCGGAAGCUUACCGGAUGCGUCCGAUCCGACGAUGGCACAAUUAUGGCAGACAUUGGCGCAAAAUACGAGUCUCAUCGUGAAUGGUAGGGACAAUGAAACGACAGCCUUUUUACGAAAGAUGAUCAACGCACAAAAUCAUGGCAUUCAGUUUGCACCGUCCGUAGUACCGGUUGGUACAGGGCUGGCACUGCUUAAGCAAAACGAUAUCAUCCGGCACAAUCAAACGGGCCAGAGCGGUCGCCGAAAACAGUCCUGCCCAAUUCGAACACCCGUCGAAGGUAACUCUCCCAACUCAUCCCUCGACAACAAUGGCAUUAGUGGAGCGGGUGCAGUUUUGAAGCUCGCCACCGGCAAGAGUGCGACCUCCGGCAAUGUGCUGUUCCGUGUGGCGGAACACUCCAGCUCAUUGAAAACUUCACCUCAAAGUGCAGGGACCGCUCGGUCCGAGGCAAAUAGUACCGCAUCCGGUAAUAGCAGCCCUCAGCUGCUACCCCCCAAACCCUCAGCUCAAACACAAUCUCAGCAACAGCAGCAGCAGCAGCAAAAUUCUCAGCAAAAGGACAUGUCCUGUACGAACUGCGGCACGACGACUACCACCAUCUGGCGGCGGAACAUCCGCGGUGAGAUGGUAUGUAAUGCUUGCGGUCUGUAUUUCAAGCUGCACGGUGUGAACCGACCGCACACGAUGCGCCGUGACACGAUCCACACGCGACGACGACGCCCGAAAGGUGAUAAAAGCACACGAAGGAAAUCAAUCAAGCAGGAAAAUGGAGACAUCGUGGACAACGGCGUAGAAACAGCUGUCGAUCUACAAACUCUGCAAAACCAUCUAAAAGCACUACACGAAGCUGCUCGCAGUACGCCGCCCAACUUAACCAUGCCACCUGCCUUCCAACAUUAUCUGCGUGCGACACAAAACUUCGAUCCGAACGGUAGUAGUGAGCUACUGGGGGGUGAUGGUGGUGACGAUAGUGGGCCCGAAAAUGAUCUGGACUCGUGCAACCUGCCUCUCAAUCUGGUGGCCACGCAGCUAGGUAGCGAUUCGUCGCAGCACUGA